AUGUUUCGUUUGAGUUCAAGAACUAUUUUAAAUAGAGGUUUGAUCAAUUCUGCAGCUAAACGUUGUUAUGCAGAUGCUGCUACUUCUUCUGCGCUUAACACAGGAUUGAAACUACAAUUUGCGUUACCACAUGAAAUUUUGUUUAAAGAUGUUACUGUCACACAGGUUAAUCUACCUGUUAAAUCUGGUCAAAUUGGUGUUUUAGCAAACCAUGUUCCAAUGGCUGAACAAUUAAUCCCAGGUGUUGUUGAAAUUUUCGAAGAAGCCACUAAUUCAACUCCAAAGAAGUUCUUUGUUUCUGGUGGGUUUGCUACUGUUCAACCAAAUUCAACUUUAUCCAUUACCUCUGUCGAAGCUUUCCCAUUAGAAUCUUUCUCAAUUGAAAAUGUUAAGAAUUUACUAGUCGAGGCUAAUAAGAAUAAAACUUCUUCAGAUGAAAAAAUCGCUGCUGAAGCUGCUAUUCAGGUUGACGUUUUGGAAGCCUUAGAAGCUGCAUUAAAAUAA
Molecule: messenger RNA, 504 nt
Organism: Tetrapisispora phaffii CBS 4417
Lineage: Eukaryota; Fungi; Ascomycota; Saccharomycetes; Saccharomycetales; Saccharomycetaceae
Gene: ATP16
Product: F1F0 ATP synthase subunit delta
Exons: 1
Coding region: 1-504 (167 amino acids)
Biological process (GO): proton motive force-driven ATP synthesis
Molecular function (GO): proton-transporting ATP synthase activity, rotational mechanism
Source: RefSeq, a predicted model, not a curated record